Scleropages formosus (Asian bonytongue) is the source of this 2353-nucleotide messenger RNA. It is a transcript of the gene neto2a, whose product is annotated as neuropilin (NRP) and tolloid (TLL)-like 2a. The record is from RefSeq and is a predicted model, not a curated record. Gene Ontology annotation, molecular function: ionotropic glutamate receptor binding. The coding region runs from base 323 to 1924 and encodes 533 amino acids. Lineage: Eukaryota; Metazoa; Chordata; Actinopteri; Osteoglossiformes; Osteoglossidae. Gene Ontology annotation, cellular component: postsynaptic density. The transcript has 9 exons.
UCAGAGGAUCUUCAUGAGGACACUCGCACACUCGCUCCCACUCGCACCUCCUGGAUGGACGUGACGGGCGCGCGCGUGCGGGACUUGUAGCGCAGCUGGACCCGAAUCUCGGCCGAGCGCGGCACCAUGGGACUGAAGCAGCUGGACAAAGUUGGACCGGGAGAAGAGCGCUGUGCUGGAGGGGGUCCUCUGAUGGGGAGACAGGAGUGACCCCGCAAACGCCGCACACACACACACACACACACACACACACGCGCACGGACAGGGUCGGGAGCGCGCGGCGGAGAAGAGGAGCAAAGUGCGGGAUUCACACGGAGAGGAGAUGCGGGGAGCUUGGCUUUUCCUCGUUCUGGUUGAGCACGGAUUUGCGCUGGCGCAGAGAACAAAAGAGCUGCCGAAUGCCCAGCAGACAUCCAAGGGGGAAGGGCAGUGCGGCACCUGGGUGCGGAACAACAACGGGGGUCUCUUCACCUCCCCUAACUACCCCAACACGUACCCCCCCAACAAGGAAUGCGUUUACAUCCUGGAAGCACACCCGCGGCAGCGGAUUGAGCUGCUCUUCGACGACACCUACUACAUCGAGCCAUCCUUUGAGUGCCGCUUCGACCACAUCGAGGUUCGCGACGGCCCCUUCGGCUUCUCGCCGCUCAUCAACCGCUUCUGUGGGCCCCGGAGCCCCGGCCUGGUGCGCUCCACGGGCCGCUUCAUGUGGAUCAAGUUCACCAGCGAUGAGGAGCUCGAGGGCCUCGGCUUCCGGGUCAACUAUACCUUCACAGCAGAUCCAGACUUCCAUCUCCAUCUGGGGGGGAUUUUAAAUCCGAUUCCAGACUGUCAGUUUGAAAUCGGCGGCUCUGACGGGAUGAUUCGCUCCAGUCAGGUAGAGGAGGAGGAGAAGAUCAAGUCCGGCGAUGCGGUGGACUGCAUUUGGACGAUACGCGCCCCUCCGAAUUCCAAGAUCUACCUCCGCUUCCUUGAGUACCAGAUGGAGCACUCCAACGAGUGCAAGAGGAACUUUGUGGCCGUGUAUGACGGCAGCAGUGCCAUCGAGAACCUCAAGUCCAAGUUCUGCAGCACAGUAGCCAGUGACGUCAUGCUGGACAAUGGCAUCGGUGUGGUUCGAAUGUGGGCCGACGAGAACAGCCGGCUCAGCCGGUUCCGGAUGCUCUUCACCUCAUUUGUGGACCCUCCCUGCUCGGGAAACACCUUCUUCUGCCACAGCAACAUGUGCAUCAACAACUCGCUGGUGUGCAACGGCAUCCAGAACUGCGUAUACCCCUGGGAUGAGAACCACUGCAAGGAGAAGAAGGGCAAGGGCCUCUUCCACCAGAUCACCAAGACGCACAGCACCGUCAUCGGCGUGUCCGCCGGGGUCGUCCUCGUCCUCCUUGUCGUCUCCGUCCUUGUCCAGAUGAAGCAGCCGCGCAAGAAGGUGGUGGCGCGCAAGUCCGUCUUCAACAAGGCCGGCUUCCAGGAGGCCUUCGACCCGCCGCACUACGAGCUCUUCUCGCUGCGGGACAAGGAGAUCUCCUCGGACCUGGCCGAGCUCUCUGAGGAGCUAGAGAGCUACCACAAGCUGCGGCGCUCCUCGUCGGGCACGUCGCGCUGCGUCCACGAGCACCACUGCGGCUCGCAGGCCCCGGGUCCCAAGCAGAGCCGCCCGGGCCUCAGCGCCACCGACCUGCCCUACCGCAACGAUUUCCCGCAGCCGCCACCCAUGAAGACCUUCAACAGCAGUUACAAGAAGAGCUGCUACGGCUACAAGCAGGGUCACGAGUGCGCCGAGCAGGUCAUCGAAGACCGCGUCAUGGAGGAAAUACCCUGUGAGAUCUACGUGCGAGGCGCCACCUCCGCCGUCGCCACCGCUGCUGCCUUGCGCAACAGCAGCGAGUCGGCGCAGCCGCGCUCCCUCUCCAUGGACUUCUGAGUGCUGGGUUUACACUUGGUGGACCUACAACCCAGUGGGACAAGGACCAUUAACUGAACUGACUGAACGGCGUGACAUUUUAAUUCAUUUUCAUUUAAAAAAACCUUGAUUGCGUGAGGAGGAAUUAAUCUUAUCAUAGUUUUACAUGUGUGGCUUUAUUUUUUUUUUCUUCUGUAUAUAUGUACAUGACCGGAAAAGCUCCAGUGUCCUUGCCCGGCCUUGUGGCACGGUGCGGCACGGGCGUUGAUGGCGAUGUGAGUUCCACUACCUACUGGGGGAGCAGUUCCCUUCCAGGCUUCAAAUGGAGUCAAGCACAGGAUCCCUUUGCCCGAGUCCCAUCACCGAUGGCGUCCAGCCCCUCUCCCCGAUUUUCUUUUAACAAACAUGUUAAGUUUGAUUUGGAUUAAAAACUAUUCGUUGAAGACAAUA